AAUCAGACCCCGAGUGUGAAAAACAGGGUGGGGGCAGAGAUAGACCUUCGGGCAGACUGCACUGGUUCAGUGCGUAUCCUAGGAACAUGGCCGAUGGUUUUAAUGCUGGUGAUUAACCAGAUGAGACAGUCAAAACUAUUUUGUUACAUGAGAAGGUACAAGAAAAGGAGUUUAAACUUGGCAAGGUGGUUAGCUAGCUACCGACCGUCGAUCGAGCAGAGGGGGUGUUAUUGGCUGGAGAAAAGGAAAACAACAUGGCGGCCUUGGAGCUCGAAUGGAUCCCAGAGACACUGUACAACACUGCUAUAUCAGCAGUGGUGGACAAUUACAGUCGAUCGCGAAGAGAUAUUCGUUCCCUCCCUGAAAAUAUUCAAUUUGAUGUGUAUUACAAGCUGUACCAGCAGGGUCGGCUAUGCCAGCUAGGAGGGGAGUUCUGUGAGCUGGAGGUGUUUGCCAAAGUUCUAAGGGCAUCUGACAAAAGACACCUCCUGCACCAUUGCUUCCAGGCCCUGAUGGAUCAUGGGGUGAAAGUGGCUUCUGUCCUGGCCAACUCCUUCAGCCGCCGCUGCUCCUACAUUGCAGAGUCUGAUGCCCAUGUGAAAGAGAAGGCCAUUCAGUUUGGCUUUGUUUUAGGUGGCUUUCUGUCUGAUGCAGGUUGGUAUGGUGAUGCAGAGAAGGUGUUUCUGUCGUGUCUGCAGCUGUGCACACUGCAUGACGAGGUGCUUCACUGGUACCGUGCUGUGGAGUGCUGUGUCAGGUUGCUUCAUGUCCGGAAUGGCAACUGCAAGUACCAUCUUGGUGAAGAGACUGUCAAGUUGGCCCAGUUGUAUAUGGACAAAUUGGCCAAACAUGGUCAUCAGGCCAACAAGGCUGCGCUCUAUGGAGAGCUGUGUGCGCUGCUCUUUGCUAAGAGCCACUAUGAUGAGGCCUACAGGUGGUGCAUAGAGGCAAUGAAAGAAAUCACAGUGGGUUUGCCUGUUAAAGUUGUGGUAGAUGUCCUGAGACAGGCCUCCAAGGCCUGUGUGGUAAAGAGGGAGUUCAGUAAGGCAGAGCAGCUGAUAAAGCAUGCUGUUUUCCUGGCACGUGAGCAUUUUGGACACAAGCAUCCCAAAUAUUCAGACACUCUCCUUGAUUAUGGGUUUUAUUUGCUGAAUGUGGAUAACAUCUGCCAAUCAGUUGCAAUAUACCAGACAGCUUUAGAUAUCCGGCAGUCGGUUUUCGGGGGAAAGAAUAUCCAUGUGGCCACAGCACACGAGGACCUGGCAUACUCCUCCUAUGUCCAUCUGUACAGCUCUGGCAAAUUUGACAACGCGCUAUUCCACGCAGAGAGGGCCAUAGACAUCAUCACUCACAUUCUCCCAGAGGAUCAUCUGCUGCUGGCCUCCUCCAAAAGAGUCAAAGCUCUGAUCCUGGAGGAGAUCGCUAUUGACUGCCACAACAAGGAAACAGAGGAGAGGCUGCUCCAGGAUGCCCAUGACCUCCACCUCUCCUCCCUCCAGCUGGCCAAGAAAGCCUUCGGGGAGUUUAAUGUUCAGACAGCGAAACACUAUGGCAACCUGGGCCGCCUCUACCAAUCCAUGAGGAAGUUCAAGGAGGCAGAGGAGAUGCACAUCAAGGCCAUCCAGAUCAAGGAGCAGCUUCUGGGUCAGGAGGACUAUGAGGUGGCUCUGUCUGUGGGCCACCUGGCCUCUCUCUACAACUACGACAUGAACCAGUAUGAAGAUGCUGAGAGGCUCUACCUGCGCUCCAUCGCUAUCGGUAAGAAGCUGUUUGGCGAGGGCUACAGUGGACUGGAAUACGACUACAGGGGCCUAAUUAAACUGUACAACUCUUUGGGGAACUAUGAGAAAGUCUUUGAGUACCACAAUAUUUUAUCCAAUUGGAAUCGGCUGAGGGACCGGCAGUUUGCUGUAGCUGAUGCCCUGGAGGACGUCAACACCAGCCCCCAGGCCACAGAGGAGGUGGUGCAGUCCUUCCUACUGUCACAGAACCAUGGGGCCGGCCCACCUGCUUAGGCUUCCUACACAGACACAUGCACAUACAUGCCCACACGCAGAUAGAAACGCUAAGGUGUUCACAGCUCGCUUAAAUCUAUUGAACACACCCUCUCCACAUCAAGUUACACGGUUGGCCUUGCAAUGGGCCACCUGGCUUUAGGGAAAUGCACUAUGGCCUGUGGAAUGCAUCUGAUCCAGUCUUUUUAUCGUUCUCCUGUGAUCAACCCUGCAGAUAACAUUUGAUGGGAGGAAUCACUUGCUAUACACUUUGCAUUACCUAACACCGCUUUCAUCUCCAUCAGUCUUCUGUUAGAGGUAUUGAGACCGGGGGGACAAUUAGAACAUAGUGUUUUAUAAAAUAGUACAUGGGGUUUUUUCUGCUUCAUUUUUUGUCAGAGCUUGCCCUUUAUUGACCAUUGAUGUCCCCUGUAAGCAUGGAUUCAGCACCACUUGGCUUUUUGCUUUGGUCAAUUAUAAAAAGCCAGUGACUUUUUCUGGGUGCAAUCCUUCUGUUAUUGUGCUAAUGUCAUGAGGGAGUUUACAACCCAUUUCAUCCAUGGACCAAAUCUUUGGUUCUAUUUAUUUUUGGAACAUCUGUUUCUGCCUCACUCUAAAGAUGUUGUUGGUGCAGUCCUUCAUGCAUGCGUUUUAAAGGUUGUCUGUGAUUUGAUGAAUUUGAAAUGCACCAGCAUGUGUAUUGAAUUGGACCACAAUUGAAUUGGACCACAAUUGUGCUCCACAAUUGUUGGACCACUGACUUAUGGAAUAUUUGAAAGUGUACGUUAGAGUACCUUUUGUGGAAUUAAAUUGCCAAGUAUUUAUAAGGAAUUUCAUGAAGCUAAACCAAACACAAGUCAGCUAAAACUUGCUAUUGAGAACUCCCUCCCUGUCGGACUAAGACCCUCAAAACACACCGUUAACAAUAGAAUGGGUCUCGUGUUUUUCAUUUUAGAAUGAAGAUGGUAAAGGUAGUAGUGCUAGUGAACGGUUACCUAGUGCAACAUUAAGUAAUGAUGUACCCCAUUUUGUAUGGACUAGGUAAAUAGAAAUGAUUGCCUUGCUUUUAAACAUGCACGUCUGUCUCAUGGCUGUUAAUUUUACAUGUGCUGUUAUAGUCCAACUGAAGUCCAAGCCUUAGCCUUAAAGGACGAUCAGCCCAAGGUGCUCUUGCUCUGGUUAUUAGCAUGCUUCCUUUCCAUAUGCCGAGACGGGAAGGUCACAUGUUUGACCUGACAUGCACUACAUGGCCAAAAUUAUGUGGACAUCGCUUCAAAUAAGUGGAUUUGGCUAUUUCAGCUACACCCAUGCUGAUAGGUAUAUAAAAUUAAGGACACAGCCAUGCAAUCUCGAAGGCCAAACGUUGGCAGUAGAAUGGCCCAUUUUGAAAAGCUCAGUGACUUUCAACGUGGCACCAUCGUAGGAUGCCACCUUUCCAACAAGUCAGUUUGUCAAAUGUCUGCCCUGCUAUAGCUGCUAUGGUCAACUGUAAGUGCUGUUAUUGUGAAGUGGAAACGUCUAGGGGCAACAACUGCUCAGCCGCGAAGUGGUUGGCCACACAAGCUCACAGAACAGGAGUGUAGGGUGUAGUGCAUAAAAAUCAUCUCCUUGGUUGCAACGCUCUCUCCCGAGUUCCAAAUUGCCUCUGGACGCAACGUCCGCACAAGAGCUGGUCGUCGGGAGAUUCGUCAAAUUAAGCUUCAUGAAAUGGGUUUCCAGCUGCAUACAAGCCUAAGAUCACCAUGCGCAAAUGCCAAGCGUUGGCUGGCGUGGUGUAAAGCUCGCCGCCAUUGGACUCUGGAGCAGUGGAAACAAGUUCUCUGGAUUGAAUCAUGCUUCAGCAUCUGGCAGUCCGACGGGCUAAUCUGUGUUUGGUGGAUGCCAGGAGAACACUACCUGCCCCCAAUGAAUAGUGCCAACUGUAAAGUUUGGUGGAGGAGGAAUAAAGAACUGGGGCUGUUUUUUGUGGUUCGGGCCAGGCCCCUUAGUUCAAGUGAAGGGAAAUCUUAACGCUACAGAAUACAAUGACAUUCUAGAUGAUAAUGUGCUUCCAACUUUGUGGCAACAGUUUGGGAAAGCCUGUUCCAGUUUCAGCAUGCCCCCGUGCACAAAGCAAGGUAUUUAUCGGCGUGGAAGAACUUGACUUGCCUGCGCAGAGCCCUGACCUCAACCCCAUCAAACACCUUUGGGAUGAAUUGGAACGCCAACUGCCAGCCAGGCCUAACUGCCCAACAUCAUUGCCCGACCUCACUAAUGCUCUUGUGGCUCAAUGGAAGAAAGUCCCCGCAGCAAUAUUCCAACAUCUAGUGGAAAGCCUUCCCAGAAGAGUGGAGGCUGUGAUAGCAGCAAAGGGGAGACCAUAUUAAUGCCCAUGAAUUUGGAACGAGAUGUCCGAACAGAUGUCUACAUUAUUUUGGCCAUGUAUUGUCUCUUCAAGCUAAGCCUGAUCAUGUUGUCCUCAAAUCAAGGACACCCAGUCCUUCUGAGGGAAGACCGCCAGCACUGUUUGUCAGCCAGCUUGACUCAACAGCUUUGUUGUGAAAAGUAUUGCACCAUGGGUGAUGAAUUAGGAUGAACCGAGUUCAAGCUUAGAGACGGAAGGUGACAGGGAAGGCCGUUCUGAGGCAGAUCAAGGGACAAGACAUCUUAAAAUCUGAACAGGUGAAGCAAAUGGACAUUCUCAAAUUAUCCCCAAGUGCUUUGCCUGUGUACAUCUGAAAAUAAAAAACAUUUUAGAUUUAAGAAAUUGAAUGUUCAAAAAAGUUUUCCGCCUCCUUGUAAACUGGGGUGACUGGUAUAUGGUUGUCUUUAUGUCUCUGGUUUUGUUUACAAGGCUUUAAUUGUUUCUGGUGAAUGUUACUGUUUGGGUCUGAAUAUCUGAUGGUAUUUGUGAUUGCUGCACACAUGAAUUUGGGGCUGAGCCCCCCUUGUCCUUUACGUCUGUCAGUGUCAGCAAGACUGCUAAAAGAUUCAUUGAAGACGUCUCUCUGGAACAAGGCAUAGCAUCUCAAUCAGGAGUUUCAUCUUUGUAUGUUAUAGGUGGAACAUCUAUUGAGAGUUGAACACUUCUAGACACGUUUUCCACUGAAACUGGAGCAAAUGCAGCCCAUGUAGCUUUUUUAAUUUAGUUUUUACUACGUGCUGUCUAUAUCCUCACAUGCAUUGCAAGGCGCCAGCCUUUUGUAAAGCACAUUUAUUUCCACACUAACAUUUUAACCUUUGCUCACUUUGAAACUCCCAUGUAAAUAGAAAAUGGUCUAAUUCUAGAAGUAUAACUAUGGGCAAGUUUCACAGACCUACAUUAAGCCCACUCUUGGACUAAAUUGUACUUUUGACUAUGACUACUGUUAUGGCUCAACUUCAUUUUAAAGGUUUUGCAUCAAACUACCCUGUAUUUCAUCCAUAGUUAGUUAAACAAUGUUCUUGAAAUUUUAAGGUCUUUAUUAUCGAAAGGUAAUUUGGCAAACUCCUGGAGUCAUUUAAUCUUGGUCUGUGAAACUGGCCCUAAAUGUGUUUUUAAAAGAGGAGGUUACACACACACAUUUUGAGUUUAGGUAUGACUCUGAGAGAAGUAUUUGCAGAACUAGAUUGCAGAUAUUCCAUACAUGCUGUAUCAGAGUUUUUAAAGAACUGUGGUGUGCAUUCAUCUUUUGAGAUAUUGUAUUUAUUGUAUACUGCGUGAAGUACUGCCUGCUGCAUAGUUGUGGAUACAGUCCUCUAGUAAGAGUGGCUUUAGUGGUUGUUCAUCAUGACAUCCAUGGCUACCCAGAAAGGUAAGAGGAAAUUGGAGGAAUGUGUGUACUGAGAACAUGUAAAUAAUUUUCAUCUUAUGUAUUGCCUUCUGCAGUACCCCUAAAUUUGAACAGAUGUGAACAGUGACAGGUGGAUGGCAACAGGUCAGCCCAUUAUUCUGUCAUAGGAUGGGGUCUUUAAAUGAAAUUGCACAAACAAUAUGAAAUGAAAGGACUUUUAGUAAUCUCCUUUUGUUUCAUAUCAACACUACUGUGUUUUUGUACAUUUUUUCAUUAACAUUUUACAAAGCUCUGAAAAGAUGAAGGAAUAUUGAGAUGACUAUGAAUUGAAAAGAUACAUGUAAACGUCGAUAUCAUCAUUAGUGCCACAGUGCGCUUUUUUAUGGAUAGGUGGACGUUAUUUGGCUUGUGUAACGCAAUGCACCACCAUUAAAUGAUAUUAAACUUGUUUGUACAUUA
Oncorhynchus keta (chum salmon) is the source of this 6205-nucleotide messenger RNA. Its product is annotated as amyloid protein-binding protein 2. Bases 255 to 2015 code for a protein of 586 amino acids. Gene Ontology annotation, biological process: intracellular protein transport. The record is from RefSeq and is a predicted model, not a curated record. The transcript is spliced from 13 exons. Gene Ontology annotation, molecular function: protein binding. Lineage: Eukaryota; Metazoa; Chordata; Actinopteri; Salmoniformes; Salmonidae.